UUGUCGACGCGCUCGUUGCUUAUCGCGGUCCUCGCUGUGUGUAUAGGGACCUUCGGUGUCCAGGCCCAGGCGACGGCCACGAGCGCGAGUAUUUACCCGGCGCCCACAGGAUGGGGUUACUAUGGGUGCUAUAACGAGACGACGCUCGCGAACGGGACGGAAGGGCAGAGGGCGCUGAAUGGAGGCGUGAUGGAGGCGUUGGACCAGAUGACUGUCCCGAUGUGUUUGGCGUACUGCCAGAGUAAUGCGUAUGCGUUUGCGGGAUUGGAGUAUACACGAGAAUGCUAUUGUGCAUCAUAUCUAUCAGCCCUCUCGAGCAAACUCCCAGACACCUCAUGCGAUCUUCCCUGCGAGGGAAACAGCACCCAGAUCUGCGGCGGCUCGCUCGCCCUCUCCGUCUAUCAAACCAAAACCACCACCAAAGGCGCA
This is a messenger RNA of Mollisia scopiformis, 429 nucleotides long. RefSeq names its product WSC-domain-containing protein. The annotation marks the transcript as partial. The transcript has 2 exons. Lineage: Eukaryota; Fungi; Ascomycota; Leotiomycetes; Helotiales; Mollisiaceae. Gene Ontology annotation, cellular component: plasma membrane. The record is from RefSeq and is a predicted model, not a curated record.